This is a messenger RNA of Phytophthora infestans T30-4, 1133 nucleotides long. RefSeq lists its product as uncharacterized. The transcript is spliced from 2 exons. The record is from RefSeq and is a predicted model, not a curated record. Bases 12 to 1133 code for a protein of 373 amino acids. Lineage: Eukaryota; Oomycota; Peronosporomycetes; Peronosporales; Peronosporaceae.
CUGACACAACAAUGCCGCCGCAAUUUACCACUCAACUCAACGGCACCAUGACGUUUUCGGCCAGCUUAAGUGCGUCAGUGAGCACUUCAGCCAACGUGACAAGCAGCAGAAACUAUCGACCUUUAAUCCCAGAAACCCCAGGCAUACACCCGAGCGGUCCUCCACCGCCUCUCAUUUUAUCAGUCGAAGAAGCUGAUCAACUCGAACAUCUCGCCGAUGCAGUAACGAAGCAGACUCUAACUGACUAUCUACAUUUCCGAGAUGUCCGCAAGCGUCGUCUUCACGAUGAACAAUGGAAAGAAGUUCGUCGUCAAAACAAUCUCGUGGCAUUCAAAGAGCGAGAGUCGUGGCGUCAGCAGCAUCAAACGUUGUGUACACCUGACGGUCGACUUGAGCCAGUUGUCUGUAAGACUUCUGUCCCUACUUUACUGGUACUCGGAGCUCUUCAAGGAACACUUGACGAUGAGAUGUAUGGAAUGCACAUGGACAGUGACAAUGGCGCUAAGCUUCGAUCUUCGUAUAUCCACGAUCAGGUCAACGACUUUCGAGUAUUGACGCGUAUUCGAGGAGCUACAAAAGAAGACCCUUUCCGGUUCUGUGGCGUCACGUGGAUGGAUUUGGGCAAUGCUGGCUACGGCCCAUUCGCUAAGAAACGAGACCACUGCGUCAUCAUUUCCAUGGGUGUCACUCGUACUGUGCGCGGUGAGCGACUCGGAUAUUACGUCGCUCAUUCUAUCGAUGUGAGUUCGAACGACAUAAUGGGAAGAAGUACGCAACUUGGUGUGGGAAGCGACCCAAGUAACAGCAAGUACAUUCGUGCCAAAAGCUCAAUGUGCUGGCUUAAGUGUGAGCUACCGAAUGGCGGCGUUGAGCUGUACAUGCAAGGAUUCUUCGCCCCUAUGGGCAGUGUACCGGAAUUUGCUGCAGUGAAUGCAGCCCUCCAUGCUGCGUUGAGCCUCGCCCAGACGAGCGAUACUGCUUAUUCGAAGAAAAUUCGCUGGAUGUUACACGACUCCGUGCGCUCAACACGUCGGGCCACAGCCAUUAGACACACUCAACACCACCCAACGAACCUGAGGCUUGAGGCGACAGCGCCUCAAAUGCCGGCACCACGCCCGGAUUCGGCGGCAUAA